Gavia stellata (red-throated loon) is the source of this 811-nucleotide messenger RNA. It is a transcript of the gene GAMT, whose product is annotated as guanidinoacetate N-methyltransferase. Bases 1 to 714 code for a protein of 237 amino acids. Gene Ontology annotation, molecular function: guanidinoacetate N-methyltransferase activity. The transcript has 6 exons. Gene Ontology annotation, cellular component: cytoplasm; nucleus. Gene Ontology annotation, biological process: creatine biosynthetic process. The record is from RefSeq and is a predicted model, not a curated record. Lineage: Eukaryota; Metazoa; Chordata; Aves; Gaviiformes; Gaviidae.
AUGAGCACCCGGGUGGCGGCGGGGCCCAUCUUCACGGAGGGCGAGGAUUGCCGGGCGGCCUGGCGGGAGGCGGCAGCCGGCUAUGAUGCGCCAGACGCCCACCUGGAGAUCCUGGGGAAGCCGGUGAUGGAGCGCUGGGAGACACCCUACAUGCACUCGCUGGCGGCCGUGGCCGCGUCGAGGGGCGGCCGCGUGCUGGAGGUGGGCUUCGGCAUGGCCAUCGCUGCCAGCAAGGUGGAGGAGUUCAACAUCGAGGAGCACUGGAUCAUCGAGUGCAACGAGGGGGUUUUCCGGCGGCUGGAGGAGUGGGCCAGGACGCAGCCGCACAAGGUCGUGGCCCUGAAGGGGCUGUGGGAGGAGGUGGUGCCGACGCUGCCGGACGGGCACUUCAGGGGGAUCCUGUACGACACCUACCCGCUGUCGGAGGAGACUUGGCACACGCAUCAGUUCACAUUCAUCAAGGACCAUGCCUUCCGCUUGCUGCAGCCCGGCGGGGUCCUCACCUACUGCAACCUGACCUCCUGGGGGGAGCUGCUGAAGACCGAGUACACCGACAUCGAGAAGAUGUUUGAGGAGACCCAGGUAGGGCAGCUGGUGGAGGCCGGGUUCAAGAAGGAGAACAUCAGCACGAGGGUGAUGGACCUGGUCCCCCCCAAGGACUGCAGGUACUACUCCUUCCACAAGAUGAUCACACCCACCAUCGUUAAGCACUGAGGGUGCUGACAGCCCGGCACCGGCCCUCGGCGCUGCCCUGAAGCCGCAGGAAGCAAACACUGAGGAGGAGAGGCCGAUUAUGUGCACUGUGAGGAGG